AUGGCCGCUCCCGCUGAAAUCACCAUCCAGGACCUCAACGGUCGCUUUUGCAUGGACAAAACCGUCUCAAAUGAUGCCGAUCCAAUUCUAUCACUCCAAGGGAUCUCCUGGUUGACCCGCAAGGCCAUCGGUAUCGCGACCAUUACCCUUCAUAUCAAGGAGUACAAGGACGAUGACGGUACUGUCCACAUCGAUAUCGCCCAGACUCUCACCGGUGGCAUUUCCGGCACCACCGAGCACCGCACCCUCAACUGGGACGAGAACGAACACUCCGACCACAUCUUCGGCACCGUCAAGGGCCGGUCCCGCUUCGUGCGAGGUGCUGCCGGCGCAGACGGCAAAAUUCGCCCAGCCGUCGAAGUGCAGACAAAGGCUGGAAACGAAAAGGAUCAAGAGGCCGUCGCCCGGUUCUUGAGUGGAGAGAUCCUGGCGGACGGAUCCGCGACUGAAGGAUUCGUGGCCGGUGAGGGAGAGGACUACUGGGUGCACAGCUGGGUGGAGAGCGUGAACGAUGGCUGGACCGCAGAGCAGAUUUGGGGUUUCGAAAACAUCAACGGCGUGAGAAAAUAUACUCGCCGCGUCGUGGCUGAGAAGAAGGGCAAGGUCAUCAGGGCCAGAUUGGUCUACGACUUCCUUGGCCGCGAGGCAUAA
This is a messenger RNA of Coccidioides posadasii C735 delta SOWgp, 651 nucleotides long. RefSeq lists its product as uncharacterized. The record is from RefSeq and is a predicted model, not a curated record. NCBI's taxonomy places the organism in Eukaryota, Fungi, Ascomycota, Eurotiomycetes, Onygenales, Onygenaceae.